Molecule: messenger RNA, 2939 nt
Organism: Daucus carota subsp. sativus
Lineage: Eukaryota; Viridiplantae; Streptophyta; Magnoliopsida; Apiales; Apiaceae
Product: aminopeptidase M1
Exons: 19
Coding region: 116-2839 (907 amino acids)
Biological process (GO): proteolysis; peptide catabolic process
Cellular component (GO): cytoplasm
Molecular function (GO): peptide binding; metalloaminopeptidase activity; zinc ion binding
Source: RefSeq, a predicted model, not a curated record
CUAAUCUACUAAUUUGUGGCAGAGAAAUAUUCCAUUUCAUAUUCAGUGCACCUUAUAUUAAUAUCACCUGGAGUGAGCUAUCUAGUACAUAAUUUGAUUUUGUUGAGUUGAGAGAAUGGCCUAUAUUGUGAAUGAUCAUGAAGAACAGAUGAAGCAGCUGAAAGGGCAGCCUAGGCUUCCCACUUGGGUAGUCCCAAAACACUAUGAUCUCACUUUAAACCCCAAUAUUUUAGCUUCUAAUUUUACAGGCAGUGUACGGAUUCAUCUUUCUGUACUUGAUCCAACUCGCUACCUCGUACUCAACUCCCUUGACUUGAUCAUCCACGAAGUUUCAUUUACCACGAAUGAACUAGUAUGUACUGAAUAUAAACAUGUGCCUUGUGAUGUUGUGGUGGAUGGAGAGGAUGAGAUACUUGUGUUGCUGUUUGAGGAGGCUCUUUCUUUGGGGGAAGGGAUUCUGAGCAUCAACUUUUCUGGGAUAUUAGAUGAGCAUAUGAAGGGUUUUUACAGAGGGACCUAUGUAGAUGGAGGAGUGAAGAAGAAUAUGGCAGUGACACAAUUCGAAGCUGUGGAUGCACGCAAAUGUUUUCCCUGUUGGGAUGAACCUGCUUUAAAGGCUACCUUCAAGAUUACAGUCGGUGGUGUACCAUCUGAAUUGACAGUAUUGUCUAACAUGCCAGUUUGUCAAGAAAAUUCCGAUGGAAUCUUGAAGAGCGUACAGUUUGAGGAAUCACCGAUAAUGUCAACAUAUUUGGUGGCUGUUGUAAUUGGUUUGUUCGAUUACAUUGAAGAUAAAACAUCUGACGGGAUUGUUGUUCGUGCAUACUGUCCUGUUGGGAAAAGUGAAAAGGGAAAGUUAGCUCUUAAUAUUGCUGUUAAAGCACUCGACAUAUACAAAAACUACUUCUCGGUGCCUUACUCACUUCCUAAGCUGGAUAUGGUCGCUGUUCCUGAUUUUUCUGCCGGAGCCAUGGAGAAUUAUGGGUUGAUUGUCUAUCGUGAGACUGAGCUUUUGCAUGAUGAUUUGCAUUCUGCAGCAGCUAACACACAACGGCUUGCAAUUGUUGUAACUCAUGAAGUUGCCCAUCAGUGGUUUGGUAACUUGGUAACGAUGGAAUGGUGGACUCAUCUGUGGCUUAAUGAAGGUUUUGCCACAUGGAUAAGUUAUUUAGCAACUGACAUCAUAUAUCCCGAGUGGAGGAUUUGGACUCAAUUCCUUGAUACAACUACUGGUGGACUGCAGAUGGAUGCACUGGAAACCUCACAUCCAAUAGAGGUGGAGGUACGCACUGCUCGUGCAGUUGAUGAGACUUUUGAUGCUAUAAGUUACAAAAAAGGAUCAUCUGUCAUACGGAUGUUGGAGGAUUAUCUUGGUGCUGAUAUUUUCCAGAAAUCAUUAGGUUCAUAUAUAAAGAGAUAUGCCAGCAAAAAUGCUAAGACAGAAGAUCUAUGGAGCGUUCUUUCAGAAGAAUCUGGAAUUGAUGUGAACAAAUUCAUGAAUACAUGGACAAAGCAGAAGGGCUUUCCAUGCAUCUCUAUUAAAAUCAAUGAUUCUAGUUUAGAGUUUGAGCAGGCACAAUUUUUAUCCUCUGGUAGGCAUGGUGAUGGGUUGUGGGUCAUUCCGAUAACUUUCUCACUUGGUUUAAACCAUAAAAGAAGUUUCCUUCUAGACACGAAAUUAAGAAGUUUAACCCUGUCCCAGUUGCAAGCAUCUGUUGAUGGAAGUUCAAGCUCAACUGAGAUGAAUGAAGAAGAGAUUCUAAAAAACUUGGUAAUCAAAGUAAAUGUUGGGCAGACUGGUUUUUAUAGGGUAAAGUAUGAUGAUAAAAUAGCAACUCAGUUGAAGAAAGCUAUAAAGGAGAACUCCUUGACAGCAGCAGAUAAAUUUGGCAUUUUGGAUGAUACAUAUGCUCUUUGUGAGGCUUGCGAAUUGCCAUUAUCUAAUCUGCUCUCCUUAUUGAACGUCUACAGGAAGGAGCUAGAAUAUAUUAUUGUGUCAAGAUUAAUUGAUAUAUGUUAUGCUAUAGCAACAGUCUCAAGUGAAGUUAUCCUUGAUUCAAUGGCGGACUUGAAACAAUUCUUUAUUGAAUUGAUUCUCUUCUGUGCACAAAAGUUGGGCUUGGAACCUGUAGCCGGAGAAAGUCAUUUAGAUACAUUAUUGCGAGAAGAAGUUCUUGUUGCGUUGGCUACUUUUGAUCAUAGUGAAACUCAGAAAGAAUUAAUGAAGCGCCUCAGAUCAUACUUGGAUGAUAGAGACACUUCACUGCUGUCUGUUAAAAUAAAAAAGGCUGCAUACAUAUCUGUGAUGCGUAAUACAAGUACUAUCGACAGAUAUGGAUUUGAAUCCCUACUAAAACUUUACAGAGAAACUGGUGCUGUGCAAGAAAAAACCAGAAUACUGGGUUCAAUAGCAUCUUGUUCGGAUCCAGCCAUAAUCGUAGAGGUUCUGGAUUUCAUGUUGUCUAAUGAGCUCUCGGAGAGUACGUAUUUUAUGUUACAGGUUCGUGAACAAGAUGCGAUAUAUGUAACUGCUGGUAUAAGUUUGGAAGGCCGUGAAACAGCAUGGACAUGGUUUAAGGAGAAGUGGGAUUCAAUUGUAACGAAGUGGGGUACAGGGAUGGUAUUUAACCACUUCAUCAGAGACAUCAUUAGACCGUUUUGCAGCCAUACAAAAGCAGAUGAAGUUGAAGCAUUCUUUGCAGACCGCAUAAACCCUUCAUUUGCAAUGAACUUGAAACAAAGUAUUGAGCAAAUUCGAAUCAAAGCAAGAUUGGUUGAGAAGAUGAAGCAAGAAGAAUCUCUUAAAGAGCUUGUCAAGGAGCUAGCUUGUGGUGAAUGAUGAUUUCACCAUUAGAAAUAAGCUUGCAGUAAAAUCUUGUACAAGUUGUAUCAACUUUCUGCUUUAUAUUGAAAUAAAAUAGUGUUGAACAUUCCACAAA